UUACAAAAUGUGAUCCAGACAGAUGACACAAUCCACUACAUAUGUAUGGUACACACACAACAGCUAAACUUCCUUUGAAAAAAUCUGUGUUAUUUCUCUGUUCCAUAUGGCACUUCCUUCACUGGUGUUGCUGUAUCCAAGCUGUGCCACCAAGUUAUAUAAACCUUUGACCGGGGCAAAGACCAGACACGAGCCAUGGGCUCAUGUGGGAAGAAGCGCUCCUACACGGAUUCCAUUGGCGGUAAGUACGACAAGGAAGAGGAGGAAAAGGAGUUUAUACCGCUGCGCAUAACGAGUAUUGCGAGCAACGAGGUGAAACCAUACGGCAGCACGCGUCCUGAAGAGAGCGGAGCUACUUCGCAACAACGUGCUGAGAAUAGAGUUGGUGAGAACGGAGUCGGUGAGCAUGCAGUCAAUGAGAACUCGUUGACUCCGUCUUCGCCCGACAAAGAGUGUUUUGCGCGGUUAAACGUUGCGCAAACACGAGCCUCGUACGGCAUUCAGGUGGAAGGGAGUGACGUUCCGCCACCCCUCUUGUCCUUCAAGGAUAUGGGCCUGCCUACUUCGGUGUUGGAAGAGUUAGGAAGGCAGGGUGUCAUCGACCCGUCGCCUAUUCAGAUGCAAGCCAUACCAUGCUUACUGCAGGGGCGAGACGUGAUCGCGCUUGCAGAAACAGGAAGCGGCAAGUCCCUAGCCUACGUUCUCCCGUUGCUGAUGCGCCUUCAUUCCAAACCGGCGGCAAACGCCGGUGACGGACCGACAGCGCUGAUUAUCGUGCCGUCUCGCGAACUCGUCGACCAAGUUUACACACUUGUUGCACGCUUUUUCGAGAUCAUCAAUUAUGGCAGUCGGGAAACCGUGAACAACCUUCAGCAGGUGAGCAACUUAGACCAGGAUGCGUCAACAACACGGUUGUCGGCGGCCGCUACAGCAGAGUCGCUUUCUCGCCGUCAGGCACCACUGCCUUCGUUACCACCACCCUUACCCUUGCCUCCACCGCCACCAUCGCCUUUGCUAGCACCUCCAUCUCUGCCACCUCCCCGUCCUCUUUCCUCUGCAUUGGAGCACCCACUACCUGCUCGGCCACCAGUACUUUCUCAUGCAACUUCUCUUCCCCGUCUUCCUCUAUUCCCACAUGGAUUCCCUCAAGCAGCAGCGGCCCCUGCUAGUUCGUCCUUGCCUAUGCUGUCUCUGCCUGAGGUGACACAGCUGCCACUUGCUGACUUCCACACUGAGUUGUGCUCGGUGGGUUCACGGCCUGCAUGGGAGUCAUCGCAGCAUGUAAGCUCCGGUGCGGAAUUUCUUUACGCUGUCGGUUCGACGAAAGAUACACCGGGCUCCGGUUCUCACGACUGUUCCCCUCAGCUUCAACCAGAGCGUGGCUGCACCAUUGCGAACACUUCAGUGCUGGAUCAGAGGAGCGAGGGCCCUCAGAUUUCGCCCUCCCUGCCCUGGAGGAAAGCAUUAGGUGUUGUUGGAGGUGUGGAUAUCUUUCCACAAAUCCAAGCACUUAGGCGAGGUGUAGACGUUCUGAUUGCCACACCGGGAAGGCUCAUAGACUUGCUGGAAAGGAAGGAGGCAUCGCUGAACAGGGUUUGUUUUCUUGUGUUAGACGAAGCCGACAAGAUGAUGGGUGAGGGGAUGGAGGAGCAACUACGGAAGGUUUUAAACUCGAUUCCGGGGAAAGGCUGCCAGGCGUUGCUCGUCACGGCAACAAUGCCCAUCGGCGUCGAACGUCUCGCGAUCUCUUGUGUUGUGGAUCCCAUCACCAUCACCACGGGCGAUCCCAACACAACAGUUGAGUCUGUUACCCAGGAGGUAAUAUUUGUGCAUUCGUUCGGGAAGCGGUCGAAGCUCUUGCAAGUUCUGAGGUCCACAGAGUUUCCGCCGGUGCUGGUCUUCUGCAGUUCGAGGGAAACCGUCGAUUCCAUAGUCAAACUGCUCCGCUCGGAGCAGUUUCACGUCGCCGGGCUGCAUAGUGGAAAGAGUCAGACGUACAGGUUCCGCUGCAUGCGCGCUUUUAAGGAUGGAGGAGUCGACGUGUUGGUAGCAACGGACCUCGCGUCGCGUGGCAUCGACUGCCACGAUGUCCGUCGCGUGAUCAACUACGACAUGCCGGACAGCAUUGAGACAUACAUCCACAGGUGUGGCCGGACUGCGAGGAUGGGAAGCGAAGGGAUAGCGACAUCGUUUCUCUCGUUGGACUGCAAAAUCGCCAAAGAGCUUCGGCAAUUGUUACAGAAAACGGACCAGGUGAUCCCGCAAGAGCUGCAUGAUCUUCGUCAGUUUGGAGGCAAAGUUGUUAGGACAGAGUUUGGGGACAUUGCAAUGAGGACAUGAGCACAGGGGAGGUGUCAUGCUCAAUUUGCAAUUUGCGAUUUGCAGUUUGCAGA
Messenger RNA from Chara braunii, 2393 nucleotides. The record is from the annotation of a GenBank genome assembly. NCBI's taxonomy places the organism in Eukaryota, Viridiplantae, Streptophyta, Charophyceae, Charales, Characeae.